AUGGCGUCCAUCCAGCCGCAGAUUCCAAAGUUAUCUAAGGAUAACUAUGAAAACUGGUGCAUCCAGAUGAAGGCUUUGUUCGGAUCCCAAGAUCUAUGGGAUAUUGUCAGUGAUGGGUUGGAUGAGUCCACCUUUGAACGGAUUGCUGAAGCGACAACAUGCAAGCAAGCAUGGGAGAUUCUUAGCACAAUCUUCAAAGGAGUCGAUCGUGUGAAGAAGGUUCGUCUCCAAACUUUUAGAGCCGAAUUCGAGACCUCACACAUGAAGGAAGGUGAGACCAUUUCUGACUUUUUUUCAAGGUUACUUGUUACUGUUAACAACUUGAAAAGAAAUGGUGAAAAGAUCGAAGAUGUACGGGUUGUUGAAAAAGUACUUCGAUCCCUCACAAUCAAAUUUGAGCAUGUGGUGGUUACCAUAGAAGAAUCGAAAGACUUAGAAAAUCUGUCCAUCGAGGAACUGAUGGGCUCGUUGCAAGUACGUGAGCAACGAAUGCAAAAAAAUGCUGGUUCAAUGCUUGAACAUGCCUUAGAGUCUAAGUUGACUUUAAAGAAUGAUCCUAAACAACGAGGGGGCCGUGGCACUAGCAAUCGUGCAAGAGGUAGAGGACGUGGAUAUUAUCCAAGCCAAUCAUAA
This is a messenger RNA of Magnolia sinica, 633 nucleotides long. RefSeq lists its product as uncharacterized. The record is from RefSeq and is a predicted model, not a curated record. Bases 1 to 633 code for a protein of 210 amino acids. NCBI's taxonomy places the organism in Eukaryota, Viridiplantae, Streptophyta, Magnoliopsida, Magnoliales, Magnoliaceae. The transcript has 2 exons.